Messenger RNA from Acomys russatus (golden spiny mouse), 1632 nucleotides. It is a transcript of the gene Suv39h2, whose product is annotated as SUV39H2 histone lysine methyltransferase. Gene Ontology annotation, molecular function: zinc ion binding; protein binding; histone H3K9 methyltransferase activity. The record is from RefSeq and is a predicted model, not a curated record. Gene Ontology annotation, cellular component: nucleus. Lineage: Eukaryota; Metazoa; Chordata; Mammalia; Rodentia; Muridae. The transcript has 6 exons. Bases 117 to 1559 code for a protein of 480 amino acids.
GGCGCCUCGUUAAUUCUAGCCUCCCAGCGCCGGAGUCCCUCGCGGGCCGGGGCGGGGCGUCCGGCCAGCUGAGCUACUCCGGCUGACCGCGCCAGUUUGAAUGAAAGCUCCGCAAGAUGGCGGCGGCCAAAGCCGAGGAGUGGGGAGGUGAGGCUGGAGCGCGGUGUGACCGGCCGCCGGGUCCGCUCCGGAGGCACAAGCCCAGGCGGACGACGAUGGGGGCGGGACGCCGCCGCGCGGACGACCUGAGAGCGGGACGCUCGCCGCGGACGGCUACGGGCUCCAAGCGAGCGUGCUCCCCGGUCCCGCGGGCCCCGGUCGCCGGUGGCGUGUGUGCACGCGCUGCCUCUUUCAAGGCCUGGUGUGUUCCUUGCCUAGUUUCACUUGAUACUCUUCAGGAAUUAUGUAGAAAAGAAAAACUCACUUGUAAAUCGAUUGGAAUCACCGAAAGGAAUCUAAACAAUUAUGAGGUGGAGUACUUGUGUGACUACAAGGUAGUAAAGGGUGUGGAAUAUUAUCUUGUAAAAUGGAAAGGAUGGCCAGAGUCUACAAACACGUGGGAGCCCUUGAGAAACCUCAAGUGUCCACAGCUCCUGCAGCAGUUCAAAAGUGACAAGAGUAGUUACUUAUCUAGGGUAAAGAAAGGCAAGACACUCACUUCAAAAGACAGAAACAGAUUCUUGAAACGUGCCGUGGCCGAGUACAUUGUAAAGAAAGCCAAGCAAAGAAUAGCCCUGCAGAGAUGGCAAGAUUACCUCAACAGAAGGAAGAACCACAAAGGGAUGAUAUUUGUUGAAAAUACUGUGGACUUGGAGGGCCCGCCGUCAGACUUCUACUACAUUAACGAAUACAGGCCAGCUCCAGGGAUCAGCUUAAACAGUGAAGCUACCUUUGGGUGUUCAUGUACAGACUGCUUCUUUGAAAAGUGUUGUCCUGCUGAAGCUGGGGUGGUUUUGGCUUAUAAUAAGAACCAACAAAUUAAAAUCCAGCCUGGCACUCCCAUCUACGAAUGCAACUCAAGGUGUCGAUGUGGACCUGAUUGUCCCAAUAGGAUUGUACAGAAAGGCACACAGUAUUCACUGUGCAUCUUUAGAACUAGCAAUGGUUGUGGCUGGGGCGUGAAAACCCUUGUGAAGAUUAAAAGGAUGAGUUUUGUCAUGGAAUAUGUUGGAGAGGUAAUCACAAGUGAAGAGGCUGAAAGACGGGGACAGCUGUAUGACAAUAAAGGGAUCACAUAUCUUUUUGAUCUGGAUUAUGAAUCUGAUGAGUUCACAGUGGAUGCAGCUCGAUAUGGAAAUGUGUCUCAUUUUGUGAAUCAUAGUUGUGACCCAAAUCUUCAGGUGUUUAGUGUUUUCAUUGAUAACCUUGAUACUCGGCUUCCCAGAAUAGCAUUAUUUUCCACGAGAACCAUAAAUGCUGGAGAAGAGCUGACUUUUGACUAUCAAAUGAAAGGUUCUGGAGAAUUAUCUUCAGAUGCUAUUGACCACAGCCCUGCCAAAAAAAGGGUCAGAACUGAAUGCAAAUGCGGAGCUGAGACCUGCAGAGGUUACCUCAACUGAAACUUAAGGAAACGGAGCUCAGGAUGGUUGUUUUUUCAUCUAAAAAAUGAAAAAGUAUUUGGGACUCCUUUCU